AUGACCAGACGACAUUCCCGCAGAAAUAUACAUAUAUGGUGGUUUUCGUCUAGCCAACAACAUUUCUCCGCUCUCCAAAAUAGUCUUAAUGUUUUGUCGUAUGCCAAUAGUCGUGCAGGAAUUGUUGUCAACACUGCAAAAACCGAAAUACUCUCCCUAGCUACAAAUCAAAACAAACCAGCUACACCUUUUGUGGUUUAUGUAGAUGCUCUCAAUAAUUCGCAUGAAUUCAUGUAUCUUGGUAGUAUGCUUAGUACUGACUGCUGUCUGGAUCGUGAAAUUGAUCAUCGCAUUAGGGUCAUAUUAUUCGUAUGGCGGAGUCUCGUCUACCUCGUAGAUUGUUAUAUAGCGAACUAUCAAAUGGCUGUCGUUCAGUCGGCGUCGACUUAUACGUCUUGCAGCAACAUCAAGAGAAUUGAAACCAACUGGUCCUUGAUGCCCCCAUUGUGGUAA
Helobdella robusta is the source of this 453-nucleotide messenger RNA. RefSeq lists its product as hypothetical. The transcript is spliced from 4 exons. The record is from RefSeq and is a predicted model, not a curated record. NCBI's taxonomy places the organism in Eukaryota, Metazoa, Annelida, Clitellata, Rhynchobdellida, Glossiphoniidae. Bases 1 to 453 code for a protein of 150 amino acids.